AUGCCCGGCAGCCGCGAGCGGACAAGGAGGCAGGGACGUCGGCGGCACCCGCGGGACGGAGGGCCGGCACUGGGCUCCCGGCGCCGGCAGCGUCAGGCGGUGGCGGCGGGCGCCGAGCGGGCGCCGGCUCCGGAGGAGGACCGCAGCCAGCCUGGACCUGGCUCGUCGGCUGCCGUGGUGUCGAAGAAGGCGCCGGCCGCUGGCGAAGCGCGCGCCGGGGUGGAGACCGCGGGCGCGGCGCUGUCGUCGGAGGCGGCGGCGUCGUCGUCGUCCGCCGUGCUCUGCGCGGUCUGCCUCGAGGAGGUGCCGACGGGGGCGGAGGCGACGACGCUGCCGUGCUCCCACUCGUACCACGCCGGCUGCGUGCUGCCGUGGCUCGCCGCGCGCGGCGCCUGCCCGUGCUGCAGGGCCACUUUGCCGUCGCCGGAGAAUUAUAUAUUAACUUGUGAGAUCGAUAUGGAGUAG
This is a messenger RNA of Setaria italica (foxtail millet), 465 nucleotides long. RefSeq names its product E3 ubiquitin-protein ligase EL5. The record is from RefSeq and is a predicted model, not a curated record. Gene Ontology annotation, molecular function: ubiquitin protein ligase activity. Gene Ontology annotation, biological process: ubiquitin-dependent protein catabolic process. The transcript has a single exon. Bases 1 to 465 code for a protein of 154 amino acids. Lineage: Eukaryota; Viridiplantae; Streptophyta; Magnoliopsida; Poales; Poaceae.